Chionomys nivalis (European snow vole) is the source of this 2966-nucleotide messenger RNA. RefSeq names its product transmembrane protein 130 (gene Tmem130). Bases 125 to 1399 code for a protein of 424 amino acids. Lineage: Eukaryota; Metazoa; Chordata; Mammalia; Rodentia; Cricetidae. The transcript has 8 exons. The record is from RefSeq and is a predicted model, not a curated record.
CUGCAGGCGGGGACAGUCGAGCGCUACGUCGUCUCCACGCACAGCCUUACGGAGCCGCCACUGCGGAGCUCCAGCCCUGCUCCUUGCGCAUCCGCCCGGAGCCCCUCGGCAUUCACGCUGCGCCAUGGCCAAGGCCGCCGAUGUUUGGUCGGACCUCCGCCUCGUCUUCUGGCUCGCCUGCCUCCUGCCUUUGGGCCCGGCGAGGGUGGCUGCAGGUCUCUAUAAUCUUAGUCUUACUACUGAUGGUCCCGCUACCAUUGGCACAGAAGUGACCAUCUCAGCCAGCCUGGUGGUCAAGGACAAUGGCAACCUGUCCCUGCCUUUAGACGCCCACUUCUAUCGUUUCCACUGGAUCCACGCACCACUGACCCUCACUGCCAAGACCGAGAAGAAUCUAACCUCAACUAUCCACGUGGUGGGCAACAGGCCUGGGGACUUUCCAAUCACUGUCUGGGUCACUGCUGUCGACUGUUGGAUGUGCAAGCCCUUAGCCAGGAGUGCUCUGGUCCUCCCCAUCAAAGAGUCACUUGUGGGAAACCUAGUCAUUACCCAAAAUUCCUCUGUGUCUUGGCCGAACUCCUACAUCACCAAGAAAACCCUCAGAAUCUCCUUCCUCCUCCAUGACCCAAGCGACUUCUUCAAGUCAGCUUCCUUCUUCUACCGAUGGGACUUCGGAGACGGGACCUUGUUGAUAACCGACAACCCUGUGGCCUAUUACAACUAUUCGAAUGCUGGAACCUUCACGGUGAAGGUCAGGGUGGUGGCAGAAUGGGAGCAGACAAAGCCGGAUGCCACGAAGGGCAUCGUGCAGAAGAGCGGAGACUUCUCGGCUUCCUUAAGGCUUCGGGAGGCCCUUCAAGGCAUCCAGAUUUCGGCGCCCACCCUCUUGCAGACAUUCCAAAAGUUGACAAUGAGCCUGAACUUCCUUGGGAGCCCCCCUCUGCAGGUGUGCUGGGGCCUCAAGCCGGCAUGUCUCCCAGUGGAGGACAGAGAGUGCCACCCUGUGUUGGUGACCGGCACAUCUUUGAACGUGACCCACGUCUUCCAGGACCCCGGGGACUACUGCUUCAUCUUCCGAGCUGAGAAUGCCAUCAGCAGGGCAAACCAGUUCCAUAGGAUUCAGGUGUGGCCCUCCACCUUCCAGCCAUUUGUCUUUGCUUUCCCCUGUGCCACGCUGAUCACCGUGUUGCUGGUUUUCAUCAUGUACAUGACUGUGCGGAGUGCUACUCAACAGAAGGACAUAACGGAGAGUCCAGAAGUCACUGGACUCAAGUGCUGCUGCCAGCUAUGCUGUGGAUCCCUCUUUCUGGACUCGCCGUCCGAGUACCUGGAAAUCGUCCGCGAGAACCAUGGGCUGCUGCCGCCCCUCUACAAACCCAUGAAGACGUACAACGUGUGAACUCCCCACCCCGUACCUCUCAGUGUUCACCGAUCACCUGUUGGGAGCUUCAGGCAGGGUGGCGUAUGCUACUGAGCAGGAGGGGUUCACACAGGGGCGGCCAUUGGCCCAGACUGGCCUUGGAUCUGUGCAGCCCAGCUGCUGUCAUUUGUCUUUGUGCCGCUCUCCCAGCUGUCGUCCACCCAUCCGCACACUCCAGUCACCGCUAUAAGCUUCCCCCUCCCCCUCCCACCCCGUGCGGAGCAGGAUUCCGAUAGUCGUGUGUCCUCUUAAGACUCUCCCAAGUGGACCUGGCUGCCCCUCGCCCUUUGCUUUCGUGUUAGCUCGUCUGUUGCUCAUUGGGGAUUCCUGAGGCCUUCCUCAAUGCAGUUCUGCCUGAACCGGAGAGAACUAGGAAGGAGGUCACAGAGGGUUACGGAUGCAGAGAGAAAGGUAAUGAACACUCAGAUGGGCACACGCUUACAGCAAGGAAGGAUCACACGUGUUUGGUGGCGCAUCUCAGAUGAUCUGCUGUGUGUCUACAAAGCUGGCUGCUGGGAUGAGCCUGAGCCAAAACUCAAAUGCAGCCCCUGAGCCUGCUCCUCUGUCCUUUGUCUCUGCAGUUCCGUCACCAGGCCGUUCUGUUCCCUGCCUGCUUGCUGAAAGCUGAGUGGUGGGAGCAGGGCAGAAUAAACACCGGGGAGGGAAGACUGCUUUAGAAAUUGACCCUCUUUGUUGAAACCCGUAAGAUCAGGGUCUGCUGAGAAAAAAGAAGAAAAGAAGUUGGAGCAGAAAGAAAGUUGGACACUUGGGAGGCAGAGGCAGGCGGAUCUCUGUUAGUUCGAGGCUAGCCUGGUCUACAAGCACUAGUUCCAGGACAGGAACCAAAAGCUACAGAGAAACCCUGUCUCGAAAAAUCCAAAAAAAAAGAAAGGUGGAGCUAGUGAAGAUUUGGGCUCUGUGUGUGUGUGUGUGUGAUACCUUAUCCACUCAGUUGCUCCCAAGGUAGUAGAAGGAAGAAUCAGGAGGCAAAAGACACCUUAAAAGAUUAUAACCAGAAGCCUGGUGUGGUGGCGCACACCUUUAAUCCCAACACUGGGGAGGCAGAGGCAGGCAGAUCUCUGAACAGGUUCAAGGUCAGCCUGGUCUACAAAGUGAGUUCCAGGACAUCCAGAGUCACAUAGGGAGUCCCUAUCUCAAAAAAAAGAAAGGAAGGAAGGAAGAAAAGAAGGAAAGAAAAAGGAAUGAACAAAGAAAAGGAAAUAAAAGGAUGGUAAGUAGGUACAGAUGUAGGCAUUUGUUCUUACCUGUGCACCUAGCACAGUAGGGCAGCCUGCACCUGUUGGAUAAUGAUGGUCAAGACUGUAAAGGUAGCUCUCUGUCGCUGUGACCGCUGGUUAGUAGCUCUCCUUUGCUGUAACUGCUGGUUAGCAGUUCUCUGUCGCUAUAACAGCUGGUUAGCAGCUGUCUGUCUCUGUAACCACUGGUUGGCCCUUGGACAUCCUGCUGAGAUAUAGUGUCCUCUCUUGUACCGCUCAUUCCCAUGACAUCCUGCCAUUGUCCCUGAAUAAAAGCUUCAUCCAGCGCA